AUGAGCAACAGCGUCUCCGACCGCGUGUCGAGCUUCAUCUCGCACAACAACCCGCUCAAGAGCACGUCGGUGCACAACGAGCUGGACCGCGCCGCCGCCUGGAACUACGGGCCCGUCUCGAUCCUCGCCGCCUUUGCCGGCUCCCACCUCAUCCUCCAGCACCGCCUGCCCAAGCUCUUCUACGGCGUCGACGACAACGUCUACCCGCGCCAGGACCUCCACGGCGACAGGGCAGAGCGCCACGUCGCAACCGGAAAGCUCACCCGCGCACAGCUCAACCGCCUCCGCAGGUGGGAGGCCGCACACUACAACUCGGUCGAUCACCUCCCCGUCUUUGUCGGCGCCGUCCUCUCGCUCCAGCUGGCCGGCGUGCCCAACCGCCUGACGAACCGCGUGUGCGCAGUCUACCUGGCCGCCCGCGCCGCCUACGCCGGCCUGUACAUCACCGUCGAGAGCGAAGGGCUGAGCUGGCUGCGCACCCUCGCCUGGUGGACGUCGAACCUCACCUGCAUCUACGCCUUCGUCGAGUCGGCAAAGCGCAUCAACCACAACGUCGGCACCGGCACCGUCGCCCUCUAG
Molecule: messenger RNA, 579 nt
Organism: Pseudozyma flocculosa PF-1
Lineage: Eukaryota; Fungi; Basidiomycota; Ustilaginomycetes; Ustilaginales; Ustilaginaceae
Exons: 3
Coding region: 1-579 (192 amino acids)
Cellular component (GO): membrane
Source: RefSeq, a predicted model, not a curated record